GCAAGAAGGACACCGGAUACACGACGCCACUUCCAGCGGCGUUGCUGCAAGUGAAGCGAGCAACCACAAGUACAGCAGCCACACCAGCACAGCACAUACGGGCAGGGUGCUGACGCUUGUUGUUGUGCCGUGUUGUCGUGACAAGCACUCGCACCCACCAGCCACCCAGCACAGGCAAACAACGGCUCGCAGACACACGCAGGCAUUUGUUAGCAUAGGCUCAUCUACAGCCCAAGCGAGCGAGCGAGAUGCGGGUGCGAACAACGCUGGUGGCGCUGGUGACGAUGGCAUGCUUGGUGGUGGCUGGCUUCCUCUUGACAGUGUCACGCUAUCAGAGGGCCCCGACGGAUGCAUGGCUCUUGACCACAACCUCGGACGUCGGCAGUCACGCCAACCUUCACUCUGGUUUGAGGCAUGGCAAAGAGGAAGGCCGCGAAGCAGGAGCAGGGGGAUCGGCAGCUACGACAACGACCGUGAUGCACGCAACCACAUCGACGCCAGUCCCACUGCCGCAGGAUGCGGGCGACCAACCCAACAGCCCCGCCCCGCACAACGGCAAUGUCAAGCGCAUCUGCGGCCCCGGUAACACUCCCCUCACCCACAUCAAGUACAUCAAGACGCACAAGACAGGGAGCAGCACGCUGACCAACAUCUUGCACCGCUUUGGAGUCAAGCACGAUCUGAAGAUGGCACUGCCAAAGGACAAUGUGUUUUACGCGUGGCCGCAGGGAGACGAGCGCUCCAUUCCCGCGUCUGUCGAAUCCAUCAAGGGCAGUGCUCCCCCCUAUGAUAUGCUGUGCAGCGCGCACGUGCGCUACGUGAAGCCUGCGCUGGAAUCCGUCGUGCCAGGUGGCACAUAUGUGACUGUCCUCCGCCGGCCGACGUCACACUUCAUGUCGUCGUGGUCCCACUGGCACGUGUGGGAGCACAUCAUGCACCGCGGUGGUCCAGAGCUCACCCCAGACCAGUUCCUACAGGGAUUUGAGCAGUACCAGGGGUAUCUUGGCUUCGGCGACCGCAUCUUGCUGCUCAACAGCUACGCAUACGACCUCGGCAUCAGCCACCCGACACCCGGCAACAUCCAGCAGCUCAUCACGGAAAUGGAGGAGAACUUUGGGGUCGUCUUGAUCACGGAGCACAUGCUUGAGUCCCUCGUGCUGCUGAAGCGAACGUUGUGCUGGAGUCUGGAAGACGUGUUGCAUCUUGGGCUGAAAGUCUCCAAGCAGAAAGCAGCCGGAGCAACAGAUGCCAUUGCCGAGCACAGGCGCGAGUUGAUCCACGAGCUUGACUGGGCAGACACGCUGCUGUACGACCACUUCAACCGCUCCCUCUGGCGCCGCAUUGAGCAGGAGGACGGAUUCAUGCAGGAGGUUGAGGAGCUGAAGCGUCAGGUGCAGGUGUGGUCGGAGAGGUGUGCACCCCUCCAGCACUACGACGAGGAUGCACACAGGGUGUUUCUUGAGGAGCGACCGAAAAUUUCGGACGAGCAGCGUCUCUGCCACUACAUGUGGCUCGACUCAAAGGGUUUUGUGAAGCACUUGAAGAAGCGAGAAGGCUACCCAAUUGAGAAGCUCGAAUGCUGGGCAACACACGCUAACACAAAGAUUAUGUAUCUUGUGACGGAUCACCCGGCCGAUGACGCCGCAAUGAACGUCAUCGCGCAGGUCGUCGGCGGAUCGCGCGGGCGCGUGGCAACAGCUGAUUAUUCGCAGGGCCCAGACACCUCGCACCUCCCAGAUGGCAGCCUCCUUCCCCCGCCAAACCACAUCUUCAGAUCACCAGCAUCGACCGCUUUUAUGAUCACGGGAUUCACACAUACACGCCCCUUCAUGGACAGAAUGCACCAGGGACUCAUGUUCAUCGCAACGUUCAGGGAUCCUGUGUCCGAGUUUUUGGACACGUGGACGCGUCUUGACAUGCCUGGACGCAUGCGGAACAUUGAUCCGCAAAUCCCAUCGCCGCUGGACUCCUUCCUUGAUGAUCCGGACCACUGGCUCCAACUCCUCCGCAACGAGGAUGGCUUUGAUUACGGGCACCACCUCUUCAACCGCAACGCGUACAGAAUGGGCGUGUCCAGAAGUCCAAACAAGCACGAGAUUGACGAGGCAAAGAAGCAUGUGCUAUGGUUUGCACUCAUCAUGAUCGCAGAGAAGCCAGAUGAAAGCAUGGUGAUGCUGCGCCGGACGGUGUGCUGGACAAUCAAGGACGUCAUCAACUUUGACAUGGACCAGUGGAAGGCAUCGACCGCUUUUAACGUGAAAGACCACACGACGCGUGAUGAGCUCAUGAUAACGAAGCGCAUUUAUCAGCUCAACUGGAUCGACAAGACCUUGUAUGAUCUUGCAAGCAACGUCUUCCGCGAUAAAGUGGCAAGACAGGUGAGCUUCAAGGAAGAGUUGCAGCUCUAUCACGAACAACGCACCGCCCAUCUCGCCGCUUGCGAGGCGCACAAGGACGAGUCGAUGGCUGCGAAAUUGGUGGAGACAAUCCUGCAUCCCUCCCGCUGCCACGUCAUGUCACGCACACGCGACGAAACAUUUGCAGACGUGUCCUCAUCAGCAUCAGAGCCGUUCUCGCCUCCACCGCACCCGUAAACGCGACACACACAAUCACACAAUUGCACCACCCCCACGCUUCUUGUCGCCUUAAUCCCCCAUCUCUCUCCCUCUCAUUCUCCCAUUCUCUCUUCUGACUGUGUGUGUGUGUGUGUGUGUGUGUGUGUGUGUGUGU
Messenger RNA from Salpingoeca rosetta, 2730 nucleotides. RefSeq lists its product as uncharacterized. The record is from RefSeq and is a predicted model, not a curated record. Bases 249 to 2594 code for a protein of 781 amino acids. Gene Ontology annotation, molecular function: galactosylceramide sulfotransferase activity. Lineage: Eukaryota; Choanoflagellata; Craspedida; Salpingoecidae. The transcript is spliced from 21 exons. Gene Ontology annotation, biological process: glycolipid biosynthetic process. Gene Ontology annotation, cellular component: membrane.